AUGCCGAGUCAAAAAUGGGUGAAUUCCCACCCGGAAGGCUUGAAAACUCAUUUAGAAAAUCCAACAGAUGUCUCGCACACUGUUAGUUUUGUGACGCAUCUUCUUACAACCGCCUCUGUAUGCGCCUUCAUGCUUUUACGAUGCUAUGUGAAAGCAUUCAUCACACCCCCAUUUAAUGUCGAUGACUGUGUAUCGUUUCGGCGGGGGUUCCAUAUUUACGAGAUCUCCCAAGCAGAUUUUGUCAACUUUAGUGAACUUCAGGCCCUAUAUGUCCAUACUUUGAUAUAUAGUCUUACUUCCUACUUUACGAAACUCGCCCUCCUUCUUGUCAAUACCAGAAUUUUCCGAGCGGAUAGAACGACAGUGCUCAGGACAUACGUUCUCAUUAUUCUCACAACAGGGUACCAUAUGCCUACCUUCGCCAUCAAGGCCAAUAUUUGUCAACCAAUUAAUGGAUUCUGGGACCUUACGAUAAAGACUAGCUGUUUUAACCGACAAGCCAUCUUUUUCGCCGACACUGCUAUCAGCGUUAUUACCAACUUAGCUAUCCUCUACAUCCCCAUCCCCGUUGUGCUCGCCCUUAGGAUACCGUGGUCCAAGCGGCUCAAAAUCAUCGCCAUGCUUAAUUUAGGUGGUAUCGCCAUAGUAGCGAGCAUGGUUCGCAUGAUUCUAGGCAUUUCACUUCGCAAGUUAUACGACGAACCUGUUGAUAUUAUUCGCUUGAGCCUGUUCAGCACAGCUGAUGUUAGCAUAGGUAUAAUAUGUACAUGUCUUCCCGCCGUCAACAUUCUUAUUACGCACUGGUACAAUUCUAAGCCGGUUUCGACUCGUGGUGGUAGGGCAUACUUUUGUCCUGUUGAGUUUAGACACUAA
Colletotrichum truncatum is the source of this 873-nucleotide messenger RNA. The record is from RefSeq and is a predicted model, not a curated record. NCBI's taxonomy places the organism in Eukaryota, Fungi, Ascomycota, Sordariomycetes, Glomerellales, Glomerellaceae.